Hibiscus syriacus is the source of this 1030-nucleotide messenger RNA. RefSeq names its product auxin-responsive protein SAUR36-like. Gene Ontology annotation, biological process: response to auxin. The transcript has a single exon. Lineage: Eukaryota; Viridiplantae; Streptophyta; Magnoliopsida; Malvales; Malvaceae. The record is from RefSeq and is a predicted model, not a curated record. Bases 462 to 965 code for a protein of 167 amino acids.
CAGGCAAGUUCAACUCAAACCCCAAUUCCUCCACUUUUGACCCGUUCCUUCAUUUAUUUCACUUUGUUUUUUUCUUUUCAACCUUCUGGGUUUCCCUCGGUUCACUGUAUAUUCAUAUAUAGGUUCUUCAUCUUCCUGUUCUACGGUUACCUAAGAUUUUGAGUGUAGUUCUUGAGGCUGCCUAAGAAGAAGAAAACAAAAAAGGAGGUUACUUCAUCAAGGAAUUCCGAGUCAGAAUUUCGAAUGAAAGACUCAGCUGGAGAGCAGUAUAAAGAUGUCAAACAUACCUACGUCUCUCUCUGAAGUUUGCCUUACUCUCUCUCGCCUUAUUAUGUCCAUCGCCGAUCCAUGGCCCUUUUCCUAGUCGUCUUCUCCCUCUAAAGAAACCCUUCUACUCUUAUUCAACUACGCUCAAAAUUUAGUCCCAUCUUUUUUCUUGAAAUAUUAUAUACCGACGAUCCAUGAGAAAGACAAGAGGAUUCAAGAUCGGUAAACGGCUUGUCCGGAUUCGUAGAUGGUUCAACCGCAAAGUUCGGAACCCAUGUGGGUACCAUCGCCUGACACAAGCCGGAUCAUUUUGCAAGUCAAACGCUUUAUCCAAGUUCAUCAAUUGGGGUCGCCGCUUUACAAACGGAGUCAAAUCCAUAUGCACGGUGAAAUCCGGAUCGGGUUACAUUCCCAUCGGCGAAGACCCCAUCAACAAAAAACCGAUUGAAGUUCCGAAAGGACACUUGGCUGUCUACGUCGGCCAAAACAAUGGCGACUUUCAUAGAGUGCUGGUGCCAGUCAUUUACUUUAACCACCCUUUGUUCGGCGAGCUCUUGAGAGACGCCGAAAAGGAGUACGGGUUUAGCCACCCAGGUGGAAUCACCCUUCCUUGCGGGUUCUCGGAGUUUGUGAAGGUCCAGACCCGGAUCGCCGCUGGAACCGGUGGAAGGAAAGCGGUUUGGAUGCGCCACCCUUGAGAGGCUGCUGGUAACAAAAAAUAUGGAUCAUGAUAACGACAAUUAGUUCUGAUCAACGCUUCUGU